Messenger RNA from Triplophysa rosa, 3465 nucleotides. RefSeq names its product ANKH inorganic pyrophosphate transport regulator a (gene ankha). The record is from RefSeq and is a predicted model, not a curated record. NCBI's taxonomy places the organism in Eukaryota, Metazoa, Chordata, Actinopteri, Cypriniformes, Nemacheilidae. The transcript has 12 exons. Gene Ontology annotation, biological process: phosphate ion transmembrane transport. Gene Ontology annotation, cellular component: membrane. Bases 308 to 1843 code for a protein of 511 amino acids. Gene Ontology annotation, molecular function: phosphate transmembrane transporter activity.
AAAUAAAACAGAGACACGCUCACAGCCGACACAGUCCUUCAGCCUGGCAUGUUUCAAGUCUCAUACUAAAACGCAGAACUAUGGCAGUGUCAGACAUCCGCCUUUUGUGAGCAUUCACUUGCGAAUACAUGGCACGAUGAAAUGACUAUGAAAUGUUUAGGUGACCUUCUUAUGUCUCCUCCUGCACGGAUGCGCUCGGAAUAACAGUACAGAUGACACAAUGACUCCACUCUUUCCAGUUUAACUUCAGACAGUGGUGAGACUGGUGCCGAUAACUGUUACUCUUCAGCGAAUGCCUUGAAAACACAUGAUCAGUAUGGACUGUCUUACACGAACUGCGUACUGGCCACUUAUUCGCUUUCUGCUGCCACUGGCCAUUACUAAUAUAGCCAUUGACUUCGGAGAACAGGCUCUGAACAGGGGUAUAGCUGCUGUGAAGGAGGACAGAAUGGAGAUGUUGGCCAGCUAUGGUCUGGCAUACUCACUCAUGAAGUUCUUCACGGGUCCAAUGAGCGACUUCAAAAAUGUUGGACUCGUGUUUGUCAACAGCAGAAAAGACAGAACAAAGGCCAUCCUGUGCAUGGUCGUGGCAGGAAUCAUUGCUGUAGUGCUUCAUGUCCUUAUAGCUUACACGGAUCUGGGCUACUACAUUAUAAAUAAGCUCCAUCAUGUGGAUGAAUCAGUGGGAAACAAGACGAGAAGGGCUUUUUUGUACCUGGCAGUAUUUCCAAUAUUAGAUGCAAUGGCGUGGAUUCAUGCUGGCAUCCUCUUAAAGCACAAGUACAGCCUGCUGGUGGGUUCUGCCUCCAUUUCUGAUGUUGUUGCACAGAUAAUAUUAGUGGCAAUCCUUCUCCAAAGUAACCUGGAGUGUUUAGAACCUCUUCUUAUUCCCAUCCUCUCUCUGUAUGUGGGAACUCUAGUGCGCUUCACUAUCGUUGGACUGGGCUACUACUGUAACGUCCACAACAGCAUCCCUGAAUCAAUCAGCAUCGAUCAAGGGGGAGAUGCCACAGUAAGAAGUAUGCUUAGUUUCUGGUGGCCGCUCGCCCUCAUUUUGGCCACCCAGCGCAUCAGCAGACCCAUCGUUAACCUGUUCGUCUCUCGGGACCUUAAAGGCAGUGCAGCAUCGACUGAAGCGGUUGCUGUCCUCACAGCCACAUAUCCCGUUGGUCACAUGCCCUACGGCUGGUUAACAGAGCUACGAGCCAUCUAUCCAGCUUUCGAUAAGAAUACUCCAAACAACAAGUUAGCCGCUGGUCAGCAGGUCACCAAAUCCCACAUCAAGAGAUUUACUCUCGGCUGCUUUCUGCUUUCUUUAACGCUUUGUUUCAUUAUAUUCUGGACUCCUCGUGUCUCGGAGCUCAUCUUGGUUCAUGUCAUUGGAGUCGACCUGGAAUUUGCACAACUGUGCAUCAUUCCACUAAGAAUAUUUUCCUUUUUCCCUUUUCCAGUGACGGUUCGAGCUCAGAUGACGGGCUGGUUAAUGACAUUGAAGAAAACCUUUGUGUUGGCGCCCAGUUCUGUCCUUCGCAUUAUUGUGCUCAUCACAAGCCUUCUGGUUCUGCCUUAUUUGGGGGUACAUGGUGCCACACUAGGAGUUGGGUCUUUACUGGCAGGAUUUGUAGGAGAGUCAACCAUGGUCGCAGUGGGUGCCUGUUUUGUCUACAGAAAACUGAAGAAAACCCCAGAUGCAGAUAGGGUUGUGGAGGAAGAUAACUCCACUCCUAUGAGUGAGGUCACUUCCCGGUUAGAUGCGGCUGAUGGGAAUGAGAGGGAGGAAGGAGAAGAGGUAAACGAAGAAGAAGAAGAUGAGAAUGAGAGGAUGAAAAGAGAAGAUGAAUGACUCAAAGGAUGAAAAGUGAAUGAACAUCUAUUUUUCAUCAGAGAGGAAUAAAGAAGUGGAUAUCUGGAGCGGUGCAAUGUCCACACUGGAUAUGACUAUUAAUGGGUCAUAAGUUAUGUUGUGCAGUUUUGUUUAUUUAAUAGGACUAACAUCUCUACCUUUCUACACUCUGCUUUGCAUCCGAAUUCCAGCUCGAAUGAGGUAGAAUAAGCAAAUAAUGACACAUGCACGUCUACAUCAAAUGCACUCCUGCACUUAUGGCAGUUUGCACUGUUAUCUGUUUGCACUGAGGCAACUUUACACAGGAGCCUUCCAGAAUUUCUGCAGCCUGUAAACAUUUUUGCCAAAUGUAUACAUUGUUGUAUGCAUCAAGAUGUUUUCAUGACAGAACUGUUCUCUGGUGAACAUUGACCCCCUACGAUGUCAGUUUUCCUUGGCCUUGAAGCGCACAAUACACAAGUCUACUAUGAGCUGUUGUACUGAUGUGGGCACAGACUUUCAGGUUUUAUAUAUUACAAAUGAUUUAUUUUUGUAUUCAGUAUACAUGAAACCGUUCUAGUCAGAGUUUGUAUACUUUGCAAAUGUGUCAAAAUGCUCUUUGCUACAGAUGAUGCUCUUCUGAAUGGAGUAUUUAUUUGGGGUUUGAGAAAGCGUUAGCCCCUAUCUAAUAAUCAUUUCUGUUAAUGCUGUCUACAGUAGAAUUAGCCAAAUUGGAUGUUUGUUUUUCAACUUACUGGGACCAUAAUAUUAGUCACAAUUUUCAUUUGUUUCAGUGGCACAGUAGGUCUUUGCAUUGUACAUGGACUGCACUUUCAGACGGUCUAUCUUUCAGUUUUCUUAAGGGAAUGUACCCAGAUAACAAAGAUAAUUUAUUUACUGUAAUGUUGAAUCAAUGUUAAAUUGGUUAUUGAUUAAACAUUAAAGGGGUUAUAUGGCGCGAAUAUGUGUUUUUCUAUGUCUUUGGUGUGUUAUAAGUUGUCCAUGCAUGUAUUAGACACGUAAAAUUGCAAAAAUUAAAGUGUCGGAACAAUAGAUGCAUUCUAUUUAAAAGCGAAUGCUCACCCAGACCUGCCUGAAAUUCCUCGUGUAACCACACCCCCACAAAUCUACGUCAGUUCUUGGUAUGAUUUGACUAAGACCGUCCAAAUGUAUACGCUUGUAAGGUGGGCGUACCUGUCAGAACAAUUGCGUUGGAAUCUGAUGUUCCAAAUAUGGUAAGAGGCGAUACAUUUCCGUUACACGCUUGCAGUAUUCGACCAAUCACUACGCACUGGUUAACUGGCCAAUCAUAGCACACCUCGCUUUUCAGAGCCAUGAGCUUUGUAAAAAAUCUGCACUUUUCAGAGAGGCGGAGCAAAGAGGAGAUACAAACAUGCACGGUGUUUCGAAAAUACAGCGUUUUUGAACCUUAAAUCGUUUAUACACAUUGUAUUUCAUCUAAAACAAAUGAUAAUAUUCAUUUUAGCCGUGUCAUAUGACCCCUUUAAAUCAAUGGUACAUUUACAAUAAGGUUGUAUUUGUUAACAUUAGUAAAUGCAUUAGCUAACGUGAAUUAUCAAGGAACAAUACUUACAGCGUUUAUUAAUGUCGGUUCAUGUUUAUUUCAGCAUUUACUAAUACAU